AGUGCAAUCCAAUGUAAAUAGGUUGUCGAGACUAGAACACACGAAUACCGCUUUUCGUCAAAUACAUAUUUGUUAUAGGGGUCAUCUAUAAGUCGCAGAAAAGAGAUCACUAGUUUGUAAACAUUUGCCAACUGAGAACAAGAGAAAUUGGAUGUCGAUGUUGUUGGAUGACAGUCCAUAUGCAGGAUGACUUCCAGUGGCUGAAUUUGAAACCAUCUCAUUUUCACUCCUCUUUUGUCCAGUUGAUCAACAUGCCGACAUGCGUGGAGUGUGGAGCAUCGGUUCAGCAUUUAUAUACGCAAUACAGCAAAGACAAUAUCCGGCUUACCUCUUGUGAACGUUGCCACAAGUUCGCAGACAAAUACAUUGAGCAUGACCUAGUCAUCAUCUUCAUUGAUCUGUUGCUUCACAAAUCCCAAGUGUAUCGGCAUUUACUUUUUAAUAGGAUUUUUGAAAAAGGCAACGGUAUUGAGCCUCAUGUGAGCCGAUUUGCGAUAUUGCUGAUUUUGUUCGAAGUGUACAUCAAAUGGGUUCGAUUGGAGCAAUAUUAUACCGAUCAAGAUUCUUUAUUUAUCCAGCAAUCACUCUACUACCAAUACCUGUAUAUACUAACGCUUUGCAUUCUUGGUACGUUGAAGAGCCGCAACAGACCUGGCCAUCCCAUACUGAUGAAAAAUCCACGCGUAGAAUUCAUCCUAUUUCACUGUGUGGUUUGUCUAACUAUUCGUUGCUGUUUAAGGCAUCGUGAUAACAUAAGGUACAACUACGUGUCCAUGGCAUUGAUUAUCUCCAGCUUUGGCAAGAUGCUUUUGAUCUUGAUGGUGAUCUGGGAUUACAAACAACUGGAAUAUUCGUGGCUUGUCAGUAUCAUUGUCUUGGCGUCGAAUGUCGAAGCUCUUUCAGUUUAUCUCAAUUUGUCGUAUAUACGAACACUGAUGAUCCUCGUUGUGGGUACCGCGGGUCGGUUAUUAGCGCAGAUCAUUUUCCUCUCGACGACGUAUAUCGAUGCCGGGAUCGGUAGCUCCACUUAUGCAAAAUCGACCUGGCUCAGUUUAUGAAAAAUGCUGGUUUAAAUUUAUUCAGAGUCUUUCUGAAUUUUUUUUUUUUAUCUACAUGUCAGAUACCACUGACGAGUUGAUCUAUUUGGCCAUUCUUUCUUGGUAGCGCACCCAGCCAUAGUAACCCGAGCCGAACAAAGCCAACAAAAUACCAAGAGCAUUCUACAAAGGAAAAAAGAAAAAGUGUGGUGUAAGAUGCUAGUUGCCCCGUACCAAGUUGAUUUUUUCCAUAUAUUUACCAGGCCCGAUACAGGAUUCUUGAAGA
This is a messenger RNA of Radiomyces spectabilis, 1323 nucleotides long. RefSeq names its product Arv1-like family-domain-containing protein. Gene Ontology annotation, biological process: intracellular sterol transport; sterol metabolic process; sphingolipid metabolic process. The coding region runs from base 168 to 1058 and encodes 296 amino acids. Gene Ontology annotation, cellular component: cortical endoplasmic reticulum; Golgi apparatus. The record is from RefSeq and is a predicted model, not a curated record. The transcript has 5 exons. Lineage: Eukaryota; Fungi; Mucoromycota; Mucoromycetes; Mucorales; Radiomycetaceae.